This is a messenger RNA of Alternaria ethzedia, 990 nucleotides long. RefSeq lists its product as uncharacterized. The transcript is spliced from 2 exons. The record is from RefSeq and is a predicted model, not a curated record. NCBI's taxonomy places the organism in Eukaryota, Fungi, Ascomycota, Dothideomycetes, Pleosporales, Pleosporaceae. Bases 1 to 990 code for a protein of 329 amino acids.
AUGGACGCGACUUCCCCAGAGAUGAUUGACUUCGUCAUCGUUCCAAUCGAGACUAUGGUGGCUUGCAACUUCAUUCUCUAUUGUGUUGCUCAAUCGAUUCAAGAUAUCCAGGUCCCUGGAGUUACUGACGACACCGAAACAUUCCACAAUGUCGGCUCCGCUUUGAUCAACGACAUAGCGUCCUGGCCAUUGAUCGUAAAAGAACACUCGCGAUGCCACACGACUAUCAAGCAAGUAUACGAGGCUGCAUCAAACUGGCUGUCGCGCUCUCCCUUGUUCGACGACACACGCAAUGAACUUGCACUGUACUUGGAGCUGCCAACUGGAUUCUCCGGGAGCAAUUUGAAAAUGAGGGACAACGGUGCUAUCCUCAACAGAGGAACCAUCCUUCUUAAGCAGCCUACCAGGGACUACUACAAAAGUAUCAACAGCCAGCACUGUUUCCUGUCCAGUCCCGAGACCAACAAGCGGAAUUACCGCGCCUUCUUAACUCAGUUGAUGUGGGCGCGGGACGACCCCCUUGCGCGAAUGUUCAAAUCGGACUUCAAGGGUGAGUUCCAAGACCAUCAGAAAGUUACCAACAUUGGGGAACUGUCGCACCAGCUCGAGAGCCUGAGCGUUGCUGACGGCGCGUCUACUGUCGCUAUGGAUACACCCUCAACUACUCGCGCUCCUUCACCAGCCCUCACCGAACGUCAGGAUAACCCCACUGCUGACCGCGCCACCGAGAGCAAACCCGUCGAGCCGCCGACCCUCAAAUACAUUGCCGUCAUCGAGACUGCCAACGACAAGGCUAUUUUCAAUCUCGACAUCACACAAGUCGAUAGUAAGCAGCACAAGAUCCUUGUUAAUGCGAGGGACAUGUGCAAUGAGAUGGCUUCCAAGGGCUAUGAUGGCAACAUGAAGCUACAGGAUGUCAUGGACAUGGCUGUGCAGAUGGCGACGAAGUGGGAAAUGCGAGGGAAGAAGACGGCAAAACCCUCACAUUGA